Messenger RNA from Cuscuta epithymum, 4661 nucleotides. Lineage: Eukaryota; Viridiplantae; Streptophyta; Magnoliopsida; Solanales; Convolvulaceae. The record is from the annotation of a GenBank genome assembly.
GCCUGUUGAGGGUUUCAUUGUCUUUGAGCGGGACACACUCUAACUCUCCAGAGAGAUAGAGAGAAAGAAGACGCUAACUAAAGAAUCUGUGCAGUGAUAAGGAAACUAGGAAAGAUGGAAAAGGCUAAUGUGACUGGAAGAUAUGCGAAAGGAGGGAAGAAGGACAACAAGGAUAAGGGGUGGCCAUCUCGCGUUGAUGAGUCCACUCGAAUUAGGUUUUCAGAAAUCCUCGAACGCUUCCGCACAUCCAAUGAAGAAGAGUUCAAAUUUGAUUCAAAACUUAACAAUUAUGAGCGAGCUACAGUGCAUAUCAUGUGCAGGAAAAUGGGCUUGAAAUCCAAAAGUCGUGGGAGUAAGGAUGAACGGUGUAUAUAUGUUUUUAACAAGAAAAAGAGAGCCGGUUCACAGAGAGGGAAAGAAGUUCUCAAUUGUUUUAAGUUUUCAGAACAUGCAAAAGCUGUACUACAUGAUCUAUUUAGUCGGUUUCCACCUGGUGUGGAGGAUGAAAAUUCUUAUAAAGCUGGAAAAGAUAACAAGAAAGCCAAGAGGUUUUGUGGAACAAAGGAUGAUAUAUUCCAAAGACCACUAAUGCAGAGGUCAGAAAUUGCAAAGAAAGUUGAGUCCCUUGCUGCAAAAGUGGAAAAAAAUCAUGUCCUAAGACAGAUUUUUGAAGCGAGGUCAAAGCUUCCAAUUGCUUCCUUCGAGAGCACCAUUACAUCAAGCAUAGAGUCUAGUCAGGUAGUGCUAAUCUCUGGGGGAACCGGAUGUGGAAAAACUACACAGGUCCCACAAUAUGUUCUAGAUCACAUGUGGGCUAAGGGCGAGCCAUGCAAAAUAGUGUGUUCCCAGCCACGGCGAGUUUCUGCUACAUCUGUAUCUGAGAGAAUUGCUACUGAAAGAGGGGAAAAUAUUGGAGAUACUGUUGGUUAUAAGAUUCGGUUGGAAAGCAACGGAGGAAGACAUUCAUCUAUCAUAUUUUGUACUAAUGGGAUUUUGCUGAGGGUUAUAGUUGCGUAUAACAAGUUGAAAAAAACUUUGCAAAGGGAGAAGGAUGACAUGUCUGACAUUACACACAUCAUUGUGGAUGAAAUUCAUGAAAGAGACCGUUUCUCUGAUUUCAUGUUAGCAAUUAUCAGGGAUAUGCUUCCUUCCUAUCCUCAUUUGCGACUGAUUCUAAUGAGUGCCACAAUUGACGAAGAGCGUUUUUCAAAUUAUUUCUAUGGCUGCCCAAUAAUCCGAAUCCCAGGAUUCACUUACCCAGUAAAAACUUUUUACCUUGAAGAUGUACUUGGUUUUGUUAAAUCAACAGAACAUGAUCACAUUGACAAUUCAACAUCCAGUCACAUCUCAGAAGACUCGGUAUUAACAGAGGAAUACAGAGUUGCCUUGGAUGAAGCUAUAAGUCUUGCCAUAUCUGAUGAUGAGAUUGUUCCCCUAUUAGAUAUAAUAUCUUCUGGAGGGGCACCAGAAGUAAUCAACUACCAGCAUUCUUUGACAGGGAUGACACCUUUGAUGAUUUUUGCUGGAAAAGGCUGUAUUAAUGAUAUUUGCACCCUCCUUUCUCUUGGUGCUGACUGUCAUUUGAAGGCGAAGGAUGGGACAACUGCUCUAGAUUGGGCUUCACGAGAGAACCAUGCAGAAGCAGCUGAAAUAAUUAAAAAGCACCUGGAGAAAUCAUUUUCCAAUUCUACAGAGCAGCAAAGUUUACUUGAUAAAUACCUAUCAUCAGUUGAUCCUGAACUGAUUGAUGAUGUUCUAAUUGAACAGCUGGUGAGAAGAAUUUGUAUGACCUCAAAGGGUGGUGCUAUCCUGAUUUUCUUUCCUGGGUGGGAUGAUAUUAAUAGAACAAGAGAAAGAUUGCAAAAGAGUGUUUUUUUCAAAAAUGAAUCUAAGUUUUCAAUAAUCCCUCUUCAUUCUAUGGUUCCACCAGUGGAGCAAAAGAAGGCUUUCAAACGCCCUCCCCCAGGUUGUCGCAAAAUCAUUCUUUCAACAAAUAUUGCUGAGACUGCUGUUACUAUUGAUGACGUAGUUUAUGUGGUAGAUAGUGGACGCGUGAAAGAAAAAAGUUAUGACCCUUAUAACAAUGUAUCCACUCUUGAGUCUUCUUGGAUUUCAAAAGCUAGCGCCACACAGCGGGAAGGACGUGCGGGGAGGUGCCAGCCUGGAACAUGUUAUCGUCUUUAUUCAAAAGCUCGAGCAGCUUCAUUUCCGGAUUUCCAACUUCCAGAGAUCAAGAGGAUGCCUAUAGAUGAGCUAUGUUUGCAGAUAAAGCUUCUAGAUCCGAAUUGCAAUGUUGAGGAGUUCCUUCAGAAGACAUUAGAUCCUCCUGUUAAUGAGACAAUAAGAAAUGCUAUCAUUCUUUUGCAAGAUAUAGGUGCCUUAACUGUGGAAGAGAAACUCACCGAACUUGGGGAAAGGCUUGGGUCUUUGCCCGUUCACCCCCUUACAAGCAAGAUGCUUUUGAUUUCAGUAUUAUUGAAUUGUCUUGAUCCAGCACUUACUCUGGCAUGUGCAUCUGAGUAUAAGGAUCCAUUUACCCUUCCUAUGUCACCGAACGAAAGGAAAAAAGCCAAUGCUGCCAAAGCAGAGCUAGCCUCAUUCUAUGGUGGGUGUAGUGAUCAUUUAGCCGUGGUUGCUGCAUUUGACUGCUGGCAAAGGGCCAAGCAAAAAGGGGAAGAGUCAAAUUUCUGCUCUUCCUACUUUGUAUCGCCCGGCACCAUGAAAAUGAUCUCAAGAUUGCGAAAGAAGCUUCAGUCUGAAUUGGUCCGAAAUGGGUUCAUACCUGAAAACAUAUCUGGUUAUAGCCAAAAUGCUCGUGAUCCAGGAAUUCUACAUACUGUCCUUUUUACUGGUUUAUAUCCCAUGGUGGGGAGACUCCUUCCACCUCUCAAAGGUGGAAUGGCAAAAAGUGUAGUGGAAACUGCAGGUGGUGAUAAGGUUCGGCUGCACCCUUGCUCGUCCAACUUCAAGCUGUGUAACAAAAAACUAAACCGACCCAUAAUUUUAUAUGAUGAGAUAACUCGUGGGGAUAGGGGGGUGCACAUAAAGCAUUGCACUAUCAUAGGGCCACUUGCUCUGCUAUUGCUGGCAUUUGAGAUUGUGGUGGCUCCUGCAAAUGAAACCUGUGUUGGUGGGAGUGGAAGUGGGUCUGGAGGCGAUGACGAGGAGGGAGAGAAAGGAGAAUCUGAUGUGUCAGAUGAUGGAGCAGAGAAUGUUAUGUCUUCUCCUGAUAAUACAGUGAAGGUCAUUGUUGAUCGGUGGCUGUCUUUUGAUUCAAUCGCUCUUGAUGUUGCUCAGAUAUACUGCUUGCGAGAGAGAUUGGAUUCUGCAAUUUGCUUCAGAGUGAAGCAUCCUUCUAAACAACUUCCUGAGAUCCUGCGUGCAUCUACGCUUGCAUGCGCUUCUAUCCUCUCAUCUGACUGGAAGGUUGGGGCCUCAUUGCCUCUGAUCCUGACUGACUCACUCACUGCAUUAGUUGGCCCUGCGGAGGCCAGCAAGUCACAUCCUCGGAAGAAAAAAGGCGGUGCAGGUGCCUCGUUGCCUUCAGGGCCCAUCGACUCGCUCACUGCAUUGAUCGGUUCUGCUGACAUGAGUGACUCACCUUUGUACCAUAAUGAAAGAUUUCAGAACUUUCACAUGUACGAUCACGGAAGCACCCAGAACCCUCACAUGAACCACCGUAGAAGCGUCCAGAACUCUGACAUGCACGGCUCUGGAAGCUUCCAGAACUCUCACAUGUAUGACCAUGGAACCUUCCUGAACUCAGGCAUGUAUUAUCAUGGAAUCUCUCAGAAUCCUCACAUGCAUCAUCAUGGAAGCUCACAGAACCCUGACAUGUAUCAUUAUGAAAGAUUCCAGGACCCUCACAUGCAUCAUCAUGGAAGCUCGCAGAACCCUGACAUGUAUCAUUAUGAAAGCUUUCAAGACCCUCACAUGCAUCAUCAUGGAAGCUCGCAAAACCCUGACAUGAAUCAUUAUGAAAGCUUCCAGGACCCUCACACGCAUGGAAGCUUGCAGAACUCACACUUUUAUCAUCCAAGAAGACAUCCCUAGGGAUCCAUUUCAUGAUUCCACAUCAAGGAGCAGGCAAUUGGCUAAGUGGAGGUGUGAUUCUAUGAGGCUCUUUCGAGAUGGAUACUUGAUAGGAUGGUAUUUGAAGAUUGAGAAUGUUACGGUUUAAGGACUUUGCCUGAAUGGAGAUAUAAUGGUUGUUUGAUUUUUAAAGAUUCCGGGAAUUCUGCUAACUUCUUUCAGCUGAGAACAAACAUGAUCCAGGCCUUACACUGUUUUUUGUUGCCCAUCAACAGGCACUUUGGGGGGGGGGGUUAGAAGAUGCUUCUGACCAAUACUAGUACUGAGGUUACUAUUUUGAGGAAUACGUCAUUGGGGGUUUAUAGGUAUGAGGUAUCAACAAAUAGAAGCAUGUCAAUGUUUGAGCCCUCUUCAUUGAUGCUAUAAUCCUCAAGUGCUGUAGACAUUGAAUGCGUUACUAUAUUAAUGUAAAAUUUUGAAAUUAAUAUUUAUUGGUAAAGAAGUCUGUUUCUUGAGUGUUUUUUACAUCUCAAGAUUCACCAUGAACAGUACGAGGCACAAUGGCUUGUAGCUAACUGGCAAUAAAUGAUUACAGAUUUACAGAUGACAGCCACUUCAACUUGUUUUAG